Aspergillus tanneri is the source of this 1581-nucleotide messenger RNA. RefSeq names its product spliceosome ATPase-activating subunit SPP2 (gene spp2). Gene Ontology annotation, molecular function: nucleic acid binding. The transcript has a single exon. NCBI's taxonomy places the organism in Eukaryota, Fungi, Ascomycota, Eurotiomycetes, Eurotiales, Aspergillaceae. The record is from RefSeq and is a predicted model, not a curated record. The coding region runs from base 1 to 1581 and encodes 526 amino acids. Gene Ontology annotation, cellular component: spliceosomal complex. Gene Ontology annotation, biological process: mRNA splicing, via spliceosome.
AUGCCCUCGUCUCAGCCGCCGGCGGAUGGGGAGGGACGCUCACCAAUCUCGUCGGCAAAACCCUUCUCUUUGUCCUUAGGAGGACAAGGUUCCUCUGUUUCGAAUGGAUCGAUCAAGAAAACCUCCUUUAAUAUACAGGAAUCAUCUCGAGCAACCAAUCAGUCUACUCGAACACUUCCACGGCGACCGCAUAAUCUCCAGGAUGAUGAUGAAUCCGACGACGACAGCGGCGCACCUGCCUACGAAGCUGUGACGGGAAUCGACACAAUUACCGGAACGGCCAUCUCCGCCGAUGGAUCACAUGAACCACGCAAAUUAGUUAUCCCUGUCGCAAGCAAUAACAACUGGCGCGAUAGACCUGGUAUCAACCGUCCACGGCCCCGAGGGAAGAACCUGCUCCCGAAGGAAGUGCAGGCGAUACGCGAGGCGGAACAACGAGGCGAAGUCGCUGGGGAGAAUGUCGAGAUAGAUGGCCCGAGUAUGUCAUAUGGUCUCAGUUUUGCGCAGACGGCGCAGGGAGAUGAGAGCCAGACGAGUGGUGAACAGGUGGUGGAGAGUGCGGACGCUGGAGCUUCUACGACUGAUGAACCCUGCAAACCUCUUACGCAGGAUGAAAUUGCGCUCCAGGCAUUGAUACGAGAAAGCAAGGGGGAGACAGAGGGCCGGUCUGAUCUUGUGAUCGAGUCUGCCCAGGGGGACCAGAAUGCACGUUACGAUGAGACUACUUCCUUCCGAACCGAUGUUGCUUCUCGCCCGGAACCUGCGUCGCUGGAUCAGUAUAAUGCAAUCCCUGUGGAGGAGUUUGGUGCGGCGUUACUCCGAGGAAUGGGCUGGAAAGAAGGCCAACCUGUUGGAAAAGGGAAAUACGGCUCUUCGACUGCCGCCGAAAAGCCGCGGAUCCCUGAACGUCGGCCCGGAUUUCUCGGGAUUGGAGCGAAGGAUACGUCGGGUGGCAAGGGCGCUGAGGCGGAGUUUGGCGCAUGGGGGAAAGCUGCAAUGCGGAAAGGAUCUAGGAAAGCUGGGAAAGAAGGCGACAACAAUACGGAGGGUGUCUACAUGCCGGUUCUUAUGCAAAAUAAGAAAACCGGAGAAUUUACGACGGAAGAAGAGCUUGCGGCGUUGCGGAAGGAGGCUAAGAAACGUGAUGACGAUGACUGGAAAGAGAGACGUGAUCGUAAUCUUAAAAAAAGCGGUCGAGACAGAGAUCGGGAUCGGGACUAUCGUCGGCGCGAGUACGACGAUGAUGACAGCAAUCGUUAUGACCGACGGGGAAAAGGGUCUUCAAGGAGGGAUAGGAGCCGAUCGUCGGGUGAUCGGAAUUUGAGACGACAAAUGUCCGCUGAUGAUCGAGACGAUAGCGACAGACGAGAGGAUCGAUACCGCCGAGAGAGAGACAGAGAGCGCGACCGCGAUCACCGUGAUUAUUAUCGUGAUCGAGAUCAUGAGAGGAGCCGUCGAUAUGGUGAUGAUGACCGUUACAGCUCCCGACACUCGUCGAAUGCGUCGAGCAGGCACGAUCGUAACCGAGACCGGGAAAGUGGUCGCGACUCCCAUCGUCGGCGAAGACAUGAUGAUAGAUGA